AUGGCUGACAUUCCUCCAACUGAAAACCAAGCGGAAACCAAUGUUUCUGACAACACUAUGUCCAUAACAAACCCACUCAAUGCAACAAGUACGACCAAUACCAAUGCAAUUGAACCAACUCCAUUAAGCGCGUCCAGCGCCGGAGAUAUCCAAAGUGCGACCAGCACCAAUGUAAUCAAUAGUGGUUCUCCAAGUUUAAACCAAAGUGCGACCAGCACCAAUGCAACCAAUAAUGGUUCUCCAAGUUUAAACCAAAGUGCGACCAGCACCAAUGCAAUCAAUAGUGGUUCUCCAAGUUUAAACCAAAGUGCGACCAGCACCAAUCCAACCAAUGGUGGUUCUCCAAGAACAACUGUCACCAACGGUAAUCUAAGUACUACGAGUACCAUUAACAAUGUUCCAAACUUGCCAAGUAUUUCAAAUACCAACAAGAAUGCUCCUAGCAUUUCCAAUCACGGAACAAGUCCCAACCGCAAUGUGAGCACCAACUCCUAUGAUAAAGGACAUCAAUACCACCGAUACGAAUCCGAAGAUUCUAAUUCCGAAUCCGAAGACGACUAUGAUGAUGAUAACAAUCAUCAAGAUGAAUGUUCCACCCCUUUUUUAAAUUUGUUUCCAGAUUUAUUAGAAUCAACUGAUAUUAAUCAACAAAACGAUCAGUGUGAUCAGUCAUCUUCUCUUAAUGACACACCAGUAGUCACCCGUCCAUUCGUUAAUAUGUUGGUGGACGGGAAGACAUAUCACAGAAAAUACAGAAAUUCGUGGUAUAGCGGAGUGAUAGUCAGUGUGAAUCCAACAGAGAAGUCAGCCAUUAUCGAAUACGAUGAAGGGCUGACGAAAGAGAAACUUUCAUUCGACCGCUUGCGACUCCAUAGAGACUCUGAGGAGCGCGAUCAUUUUAAUCUUGGAGAAAUGGUCACUGUAUACGAUGAGCGACCACCUUCAGCUCGUGCCAAGAAACAAUCAAAAGGUGUUCAAACAAAAAAAAAAACAAUAAAAAAUAAUAAUAAUAAUAAUAAUAAACAAAUCAAAUCAACAAAAACAACAAAAGCAAUAAAACCAACAAAAACAACAAAAGAAAAAAAAAUCCCUGGUUUCCUGGUUGACGGUAUUAUCAUUGGGUCAACUGUAGAUAAAACUAAAGGUAUUGAAUAUGAGGUGAAAUUAUUAGACUCACCUAGUAGAGGAGUAACAAAAAAAUUUUCAUAUAAGUUGGUAUACUCUUAUGAAAACUUUUCUCAACAAGAAUAA
Molecule: messenger RNA, 1251 nt
Organism: Heterostelium album PN500
Lineage: Eukaryota; Evosea; Eumycetozoa; Acytosteliales; Acytosteliaceae
Exons: 2
Coding region: 1-1251 (416 amino acids)
Source: RefSeq, a predicted model, not a curated record